Messenger RNA from Closterium sp. Yama58-4, 366 nucleotides. The record is from the annotation of a GenBank genome assembly. NCBI's taxonomy places the organism in Eukaryota, Viridiplantae, Streptophyta, Zygnematophyceae, Desmidiales, Closteriaceae.
CUCCCUUGGCGCGGACGACAGUGGCGCUGCAGCAAGGAGGCUCCAGAAGCAUUGUGCCCGCCACCUUCUUUUUGCCGCUGCCGGCAGAGCAGGCCAGUGGCAGCAGUGCGUGCGGCAACCUGUAUGUCACCAUCGAAGGCACCGCCAAGAUCACCGUCGUGUGGAAUGCCUCCAACCCCACCUCGCCUUCCCGCGACGCCCCUAGCAACGCCAUGUGCAAGAGCUUGUCGUUCUACGCCGAGUCGGGCUGCACGAAGAAGCUGGGCUUCACCAUUGCGCGUCCUGCAAAGAAGGGCAGUUCCUACCCCGUCACCAUCAAGACUGUCAAAGGAAUCCGUUCGCUGUUAUCAGUUGGCUGUGAGAUCA